GGCUUGGAAGCCCCACCCAAUCGACCCUCCUCCGGAGAACCGGAUUCACCUCCCACCCAGGCCUAUAAGAGCUGGCUGCGGGUCUGUUAGCACUUCUCUUCCAUCUCCUGGCACUCAACAUCUGCCUUUUGAUCCUUUCUUGAUCUUCUAACAUAAACUGUCGAGAUGGAGCACCCCCUGGAUCAAGCUCUCGGUACCCUCGUUGUCAUUUUCCACAAGUAUUCCUGCAAAGAAGGUGACAAGAACACCCUCAACAAGAAGGAGUUGAAGGAACUGAUCCAAAAGGAGCUGACCAUCGGGCCAAAAUUGCAUGAAUCGGAGAUUCAAGGUCUGAUGGCUGAUCUUGAUCGCGACGGAGACCAUUGUGUGGACUUCAAGGAAUAUGUGACGUUUUUGGGUGCUAUGGCAAUGAUUUACAAUGAGGCUUGA
Messenger RNA from Sphaerodactylus townsendi, 429 nucleotides. Its product is annotated as protein S100-A6-like. The record is from RefSeq and is a predicted model, not a curated record. NCBI's taxonomy places the organism in Eukaryota, Metazoa, Chordata, Lepidosauria, Squamata, Sphaerodactylidae. Gene Ontology annotation, cellular component: cytoplasm; nucleus; perinuclear region of cytoplasm. The transcript is spliced from 3 exons. The coding region runs from base 166 to 429 and encodes 87 amino acids. Gene Ontology annotation, molecular function: S100 protein binding; calcium ion binding.